CAGCAGCCUAGCCUCAAACUCACUCUGUUGUUCUCAAAACCCUAAUUAUUCGUAACGUAGGGUUUUGCAGAGCCUCCUUCGUCUCUAAUCUCUUCCUCUCCAACGCGGCUUCUUCUUUCGUUUCGAGAUGGGCAAGUCAAGCAAGAACUCAGCUCUCAAGGUUGAUGCUGCUCCAGCUGUGGUUCCCCUGUCGAAGUCUGCCAAGAAGGGUGGCAAGAGGCAAGCUGAAGAAAAAAUUCAGAAGCAAGUAAGUGCUAAAAAGCAGAGGACAGAGGAGGUUGCUCAGAAGCAGAAGAAGGAAGCCAAGGUGCAAAAGAAGGAAACUAGUUCAGAUGAUUCUUCUUCAGAAUCUGAAGAUGAGAAACCUGCAUCCAAACCUGUUGUUAUUUCAAAGAAGAUACCUGCUAAGAAUGGUGCUGCAAAAGCACCAGCAAAAAAAGGCAAGCCAUUGUCCAGUUCUUCUGAAUCAUCUGAUGAUGACUCCUCUGAUGAGGAUGAAGUGAUUGCAAAGAAGCCACUGAAAGAAGUGGUUUCAGGGAAACAAAAGAAGGAAGCAUUGGUGCAAAAGAAUAAGAACGAAAGUAGUUCAGAUGAUUCUUCUUCAGAAUCUGAAGAUGAGAAACCUGCAGCAAAAGCUCCUCUACCUUCUAAGAAAAUACCUGUGAAAAAUGGAAAUAUAAGUAGCUCUGCUAAGAUAGCCAAGCCAGCUAGCAGCUCUAGUUCUGAAUCAUCUGAAGAUUCUUCAUCGGAAUCCGAAGACGAGAAACCUGCGACCAAAGUUGCUGUUCCUUCACAAAAUCAGUCUGCAAAAAAUGGUGGUACCCUAGCAAAGAAAGGCAAGCCAGCUGCCAAUUCAACCACUUCUGAAUCAUCUGAUGACGACUCUGAUGAAGAUGAGGCCCCAAAAUCCAAGGUGGUUCCUGCACUAGCCAAGAAUGGACUUGCUUCCACAAAGAAACCUGAUAGCUCAGACUCAGACUCUGAUAGUAGUUCUGAUGAGGAUGAUAAUAAAAAAAAACCAGCAACUUCAAAGCUGCCUGCACCAUCAGUUACUCCAACUAAGAAAGUGGAAAGCUCAGAUGAUGAAUCUAGUGAUAGCUCUGAUGAAGAUGAUGAUGCAAACCCUGCAGUAGCUGUUGUGUCAAAACCUUCUGCUGCUGCAAAAAAGAAUGUUGACAGCUCUGAUUCUGAUGAUAGCAGCUCUGGUGAUGACAAUAAAAAGGAUGUUAAAACUGUUUCUAUUGCCAAGCCAGUGCCUGUUUCUAAGCAGCAUGUGAAGAAGUCAAGUAGUAGUGAUUCAGAUGAAGAGGACUCUUCUGAUAGCGACUCUGAGGAUGAAAAGAAGAAUGUUAAAGUUUCUAAUGUUAACAAGGAAGCAGCACCUGUUGUGAAGACACCUAAAAAUGUGUCUAGUGAAGAUUCAUCAGAGAGUGAUUCUUCAGACGAUGAGGGGAAGAUGGAUGUUGACAAGGAUGGUAGUUCUGAUGAAAGUGAGGAGCCAAAAAAGAAAAAGACUGUGAAAGAUUCAAAAGAAAGCAUUGAUAGUUCUGAUGAUAGUGAGGAGGAAAGUGAGGAUGAACCCUCCAAAACUCCUCUGAAAAGUGCAAGGGAUGUCGAGAUGAUUGAUGCUGCCACUCCUAAAACCCCAGCUACACCAAAAGAUGAAAGUGGUGCUUCGAAAACACUAUUUGUUGGAAACUUGCCAUUCAGUGUUGAACGAGCUGAUGUGGAAAAUUUCUUCAAAGAUUGUGGAGAAGUUGUUGAUGUUCGUUUCGCUUCAGAUAGUGAUGGGAGGUUUAAAGGGUUUGCACAUGUUGAGUUUGCAACAGCAGAUGCUGCUCAGAAUGCCCUUGCGUUGAAUGGCUACGAAUUGUUUAAUCGUGCACUUCGGCUUGAUUUAGCUAGGGAAAGGGGAGCACAAACCCCCAACAGCAGCAACUGGAACAAUUCAUCCCAGAAAAGUGGAGGUCAGUCACAGACUGUAUUUGUGAGGGGUUUUGAUAAGUCCCUUGAUGAAGAUGAGUUAAGAGCUAGUUUGCAAGAACAUUUUGGUUCUUGUGGGGAUAUUAAAAGGGUAUCCAUUCCAAAAGAUUACGACUCUGGUGCUUUUAAGGGGUUUGCUUACGUGGAAUUCAGUGAUGCUGAUGCCACUAGCAAAGCUCUAGAACUUCAUGAAACUGAACUGGGAGGUUAUACCUUGUCAGUGGAUGAGGCAAAAUCCAGAGAUAAUCAAGGAUCUGGUGGUAGAGGUGCAGGUGGUAGGAGUGGUGGCCGAUUUGGUGGAAGGGGUGGUCGAUUUGGUGGAGGCAGUGGUGGGCGAUUUGGUGGUGGCGGUGGAAGGGGUGGUGGAGGAAGAGGUGGUCGAGGAAGAGGUGGUGGCGGAAGGGGCCGUGGAACCCCAUAUAACAGACCUAAUCUUGCUGCGGAAGGCACAGGGAAGAAAACCAAAUUUGCUGAUGAUUAGAGUGGCAGUCUUGCAGUUAUACUGAAAAAGAUUAUUAUUUUCUUUUCGCAUUUCGCUAGUUUUGGCUCCUCAGUUUUGUUUAAUGUUAGUAAGAAUUCGUAGAAUUCAGUUGUAUUGGAAAUUUUUUGUGAUCGAUGAUACAGUGUCUUAUCUUAUGGAUUAUAUAAUUAUAUAGUAUUUGUGGCUCUAGA
This is a messenger RNA of Cajanus cajan (pigeon pea), 2655 nucleotides long. It is a transcript of the gene NUC-L1, whose product is annotated as nucleolin like 1. The record is from RefSeq and is a predicted model, not a curated record. NCBI's taxonomy places the organism in Eukaryota, Viridiplantae, Streptophyta, Magnoliopsida, Fabales, Fabaceae. Gene Ontology annotation, molecular function: RNA binding.